This is a messenger RNA of Gongylonema pulchrum, 219 nucleotides long. The record is from the annotation of a GenBank genome assembly. NCBI's taxonomy places the organism in Eukaryota, Metazoa, Nematoda, Chromadorea, Rhabditida, Gongylonematidae.
AUGCCUGACUGUUUAUGCAGUUGCAGAGAGGCAUUUCGAAUGGAAAAGCAGCCACAGGUAAUUAUACAAAUUUUUUUCAGUGCGCCUGAAGGUGCCGAUGAGAAUGCAGAGCAGUUGGAUUGCCACAGCCCCAAAAUGGAGCAUAUCGACGAGCGGUAUGUACGCCUACCGCAGAUUUCUAGCGAAGGCGUGCCGCUUCCGCCACGCUAUGCCCGGUGA